Parasteatoda tepidariorum (common house spider) is the source of this 615-nucleotide messenger RNA. Lineage: Eukaryota; Metazoa; Arthropoda; Arachnida; Araneae; Theridiidae. The record is from RefSeq and is a predicted model, not a curated record.
AUGGCAUUUAAGGGAGAAAAUUGUAAAGGCGGUAAAAAAUCAAAACAGAGGUUAACUGUUCUACUUUGUGCAAACAGUACUGGAACCGAUAAACUGAAGCCGUUCGUUAUAGGCAAAUACGCUAAACCUAGAUGUUUUAAGAAUGUGAAAAGUUUACCAGUUGACUACAAGGCAAACAAAAGAGCCUGGAUGACAGAAGAAAUAUUUAACAAGUGGCUGCUUGAUGUGGAUAAGGAGAUGAAAAGAAAGAAGAAAAAAAUAGCUCUCUUAGUUGACAACUGCACUCCUCACAACAAUCCUCCAAAUGAAUUUUUAAAUUUAGAUAAUGAUGUGUUGGUUUUCAGUGGUGCAAGUGAUGAAGAGAUUUUAGCAGAAGUUAUCCCGGGUGAUCAAAGUGACGAGGAAGAAGCAGCUGACUGUUCUCAAAACAGGACUCAAAAUUCACCCGAAAAUGCCAUAUUGCUAAUUAGCACUUUGCAAGAUUUUGUUGCAACAUUACCAAAUGUAACUGAUGUUCAUUUGAAUUCAUUAGAUGGACUGAAAUCUAUGUGCAUGGAAAUGGCAAUUGCUUCCAAAAAUAAGCAAACAAGACUAACCGAUUAUUUUUCUAAAUAA